GUUGCAAGUCCUAGAUUUGAGUGAAAUCAAUUUUAAUGCACGAACUCUUGAGUCAUUAGCUGCCUUCCCAUCGUUGAAGAUAUUAAAUAUUGGAUACAACAAUUUGGAAGGAUCGUAUACUACUAAAGAGUUAGGUGCACUAAACAACCUAGAGCAGCUGUACUUGGAUUAUUCAUCAAUUGAUAACAGCUUCCUUCACAAAGUUGGAGUAAUGAAUUCUCUUGAAGUAUUGUCAGUGCAAAACUGUCAUCUCAACGGUAGCUUACCUGCACAAGGCUGGUGUGAACUUAGGAAGCUCCAAGAGAUAGACCUCAGCUACAAUAAUUUUGGAGGGAUACUACCUUCAUGUAUGGCAAACUUGACAUCACUUCAAGUAUUGGAUCUCUCUAACAAUCACUUCACCGGGAACAUUGCCCACUCCCAACUACCAAGUUUGACAUCACUUGAGCACCUCUCUCUGUCAAAUAACGACUUCUUGAUCCCAGCCAAAAUGUCCUUUUCUAACCUCUCAAAUCUUAAGGACUUAUUAAGUGAUAACAAUAAAAUUGCCUUUGAACCUAACUCUCAUACUUGGAUUCCAACCUUCCAAUUACAGUUUUUGAGUCUUUCUAACGGACUCAAUGUCAAUGGCACAACUCCUAGAUUUCUUCAUUACCAAUAUGAGUUGGUAGUGAUUGAUCUCUCUCACAAUAAUUUGGUCGGAAAGUUUCCCACUUGGUUGCUAGAAAUCAAUACAAAAUUGGAGUCCCUUUUCUUAAAUAAUAACUCUUUCACGGGGCCUUUCAUGCUGCCAUAUGAUAUUUGUCACAACAUUAGGAACAUAGAUAUUUCAGAUAAUCACUUACAGGGCCCAAUCCCCAUAAAUUUUGGUUUAAUUUUUCCAAGUUUAGAAUAUUUAAACAUGUCUAAAAAUGCAUUUCAAGGUAGUAUACCUUCUUCUUUUGGGAAAUUGGUUUUCUUACAAUUUCUAGACUUGUCUGAGAAUCAUUUAUCAGGAACAAUACCAAUGCAUUUCGGAAUGGGCUGCCACAACUUAUAUUUUCUCAAAUUGUCAUAUAAUAACUUCAGUGGCCAAAUAUUUCCCACCCAUUUCAAUCUGACUAAUUUAGAAUUUUUACUUUUGGAUAACAAUCACUUUUCGGGAAUGAUCCCAAAGAGCAUCUCAAAAUUAAAUUUUCUUCUGACAAUUGAUUUUAGUAAUAACCAUUUUUCAGGCAUGCUUCCAACGUGGUUGGGGAACAUGUCUUUUAUAUGGGAACUUGUUAUGGCCAAAAAUCAACUUGAAGGUCCUAUUCCAAUCGAGUUGUGCAAACUUGUUAGACUUCAAUUUCUUGACCUUUCCAAGAACAAUCUAUCCGGCUCUAUUCCAUCUUGCUUCAAUUCAUCAUAUCUUACAUCAGUUUAUCUGAAUAAAAAUUUGUUGAGCGGUCCGAUUCCAGGUGCGUUCAAAAACAACUCUAAUCUAGUUACAUUAAAUCUUCGAGAUAACCUCCUAACUGGAAACAUUCCUGAUUGGAUCGGCAACCUCUCAUCCUUGAGCAUUCUUCUUUUGAGAGAUAAUCAUUUAGAAGGUAGGAUUCCAAAUCAAUUAUGCCUUUUGCAAAACUUAAACUUGUUGGAUCUUUCCUACAAUAAAUUUUCAGGUACAAUACCACAUUGCUUGAGUAACAUUACUUUCGUGGCAUCCACCCAAGAGCCUAUUUUUAGAGGUUUUGGGUUACAGUUUUCUAAGUACGAAAUUAGAAUGCCAUAUUUGAAGACAAAAUCAACAAAUAUGAAAGACUGGAAUCAUAUGGGUUAUGUUGAGACAGAAGUAAGCGAGACAGAUGAAGCAGAGUUCACAACAAAGAAUAGAAUUGACUCCUAUCAUGGAGACAUUCUCAACUACAUGUUUGGAAUUGACCUGUCAUGCAACAAGUUAGUAGGUGAAAUCCCACCUCAACUUGGAAUGAUGACCACCAUCCGGGCAAUGAACUUAUCACACAACAAUCUAACUGGACCAAUCCCUACAACAUUCUCAAACUUGAAGCUGAUGGAGAGUUUGGAUCUUUCCUAUAACAAUUUAAGUGGUAAAAUUCCACCUGAAUUGACCGAAAUUACCUUUCUAGCAGUCUUCAGUGUGGCACAUAAUAACUUAUCGGGUACAACGCCAGAAAGAAAAAAUCAAUUCGGGACUUUUGGUGAAAGUAGUUAUGAGGGUAACCCUCUUUUGUGUGGACCUCCAUUACAUGAUUGCACCAAAAUUGGACCUCCUUCUACAAUGCUAGUGGAUCAUGAUGGGGAAGAUGGGGGUAGUUUCAUUGACAUGGCUGUCUUCUACAUAAGCUUUGUGGUGGUUUACAUAACAGUGUUGUUGGGACUUGUCGCAGUUCUCUACAUAAAUCCUUACUGGCGUAGGGCGUGGUUUAACUUCAUUGAGGUGUGCGUUGACAAUUGCUACUGUUUUGUUGUGGUUCAUUACCGUAAGUUGUUCAAUUUCAGGCAUGCAUAGCCUUGCAUUUUAA
This is a messenger RNA of Quercus robur (English oak), 2504 nucleotides long. RefSeq names its product receptor-like protein 15. The record is from RefSeq and is a predicted model, not a curated record. Bases 212 to 2491 code for a protein of 759 amino acids. Gene Ontology annotation, molecular function: protein binding. NCBI's taxonomy places the organism in Eukaryota, Viridiplantae, Streptophyta, Magnoliopsida, Fagales, Fagaceae. The transcript is spliced from 3 exons.